Molecule: messenger RNA, 528 nt
Organism: Triticum aestivum (bread wheat)
Lineage: Eukaryota; Viridiplantae; Streptophyta; Magnoliopsida; Poales; Poaceae
Exons: 5
Coding region: 93-419 (108 amino acids)
Source: RefSeq, a predicted model, not a curated record
GAGCAGCUGCUGAAGCAGGCGCGGUGCUGGUGCACUGCUGGCGAAGCGGUCGUCGACGGUGCCGUCGACGUCGUCCUUGGCAGAAGUUCUCUAUGCAACAUCUAUUGCAGAAUUUCAUUCUCAGUUUCAUCGGCGUCAGCUUCAUCACCAAGAGGACGGACUCCGGAAGGCAGCCUCAUCCUAAGGCGCCAGGACCGUUGCUGACCAUACGAUUGGUAGCCUUGGACAGAAGAGGGCCAGCAACAAACAGAAGCAACCACUGUCCUGUCCAGAACAUGGAUCAGCUUUGGUGGCAUCCGAUGCUGCCAGACCACGGGGUUAGAGCAGAGGAAGCUGACAUGGUGUUCGACAUUCAGAUGGUCAUUGUGAUCGACCAGAUGCGGCGCCUCAUGUCACCCCGAGCCUCCAGGGCUUGUUAGCGGUGCUCAUAAAGUAAGAAUAUGCUUGCAAGUGCUCGUUUCCCAUAUGCUUGCCCAUUCCUGUCUCGCAUCAAGCUUUCAUUUAUUUCCCUAAAAUUCCUCUAAUUUG